AUGGCGGCGUCAAACAGUCAGUUACUGCCGUUGACAGCGACCGAUACGCCACCCAAGGCGGCGGCGGAGGAGAAAAUCUUCAAAGGAUCUGUCAUGACUAAGCGCGGAGCCUACGCUGCUAUAUCUUACAUGGCCUGUGCUGUGCUCUUAGUGUUGUUCAACAAAGCAGCUCUUUCUUCAUACAACUUCCCAUGCGCCAAUGUUAUCACGCUUUGUCAGAUGAUAUGUUCGUGCAGUUUCCUGUAUGCGUUACGCCGAGGGAAACUUAUUUCAUUUUACGCGAAUGAAUCCCCUUCAGUAGCCGAUAAUUUCAAAACCUUUGUACCUUUAAGGACACUAAUUGAUACCUCACCGCUUGCUUUGACAUAUCUGCUUUACAUGCUAGCUAGUAUGGAGUCUGUCCGAGGAGUGAAUGUUCCCAUGUACACAACUCUACGGAGGACCACUGUGGUGUUUACAAUGAUUGUGGAGUAUAUCCUGGCGAGGCAGAAGUAUACCCCUCCAAUUAUUGGAAGUGUGGCAUUGAUCGUAUUUGGUGCAUUUGUUGCGGGAGCUCGAGACCUUUCCUUUGACUCCUAUGGCUACCUGGUUGUAUUCCUCUCCAACAUCUCUACUGCAAUAUACCUAGCAACCAUAGCACGUAUUGGAAAAUCUAGUGGCCUCAACAGUUUUGGUCUUAUGUGGUGUAAUGGUAUUCUUUGUGGGCCAGUAUUAUUGAUAUGGACAUUCCUUCGAGGAGACCUGGAGAUGACCAUGAAUUUUCCAUAUCUGCUUUCUCCUGGAUUCCUGGUUGUGCUGCUUCUAUCUUGCAUACUUGCUUUCUUCUUGAACUACAGCGUUUUCCUGAACACCACUCUCAAUUCAGCACUGACCCAGACAAUCUGUGGCAAUAUGAAGGACCUUUUCACCAUUACUCUGGGAUGGAUAAUUUUUGGUGGGCUUCCUUUCGACAUUUUGAAUGUUCUUGGACAGCUUCUUGGAUUCUUUGGGUCUGGUUUAUACGCAUACUAUAAGCUCAUUGGGAAGUAA
Messenger RNA from Oldenlandia corymbosa var. corymbosa, 1029 nucleotides. NCBI's taxonomy places the organism in Eukaryota, Viridiplantae, Streptophyta, Magnoliopsida, Gentianales, Rubiaceae. The record is from the annotation of a GenBank genome assembly.